Molecule: messenger RNA, 1899 nt
Organism: Colletes gigas
Lineage: Eukaryota; Metazoa; Arthropoda; Insecta; Hymenoptera; Colletidae
Product: lysosomal acid glucosylceramidase-like
Exons: 7
Coding region: 218-1834 (538 amino acids)
Biological process (GO): glucosylceramide catabolic process
Molecular function (GO): glucosylceramidase activity
Source: RefSeq, a predicted model, not a curated record
UUGGUUGUGAAAGCACACGUGUCAGGGAGUGAAAUAUAUUUCAUUACAUAUUACAAAUAUCGUAACGAAUAAAUCAACAACUACCGAUAACUAACAUCGAAACUUGUAUUUUAUCUUAUCUACCUUGGCGAAUAAUAUGAAUGAUUGCACGAUGCAAAUAUUGCACCCACGAUUACAGUGUCGGUAAUAUUGUUUCCCCUACCACGCUCCAAACAAUAUGCAACAGGACUAUAUAAUAAUUCAUCCAUCGGUGAAUUUCAAAACGUUUCGUUUUAAUUUUUACCAUAGCCAUCGAGCAUUCCCGAAAAUCAUGUGGAAAGCAUUUAUAUUCGUCGCCUUCUUCGUCGUCGCAGGAAACGCGAAGAAGUGCGUGCCUUACGCCGGUAACGUUGUCGCGUGUGUUUGCAAUGCAACAUAUUGCGACGAUACGCCGAAUAAUGAUCCGAAAAUACCAAAAAAAGGGACGUCUUAUUGGUACGUGACAAAUAAGAAGGGUCUCAGGAUGGAGAUGUCAAAGGUGAAGUUUAAUACCGGUGAUCAAUCUUCCUCCAAGUUAACGUUAACCGUCGAUACGAAGAAGACGUAUCAAACCAUUCUCGGAUUUGGGGGUGCCUUUACCGAUUCUACCGGUCUAAACAUAAGAAAACUCAGUCCAGCUACGCAAUACCAACUCAUACGAUCGUACUACUGUCCAAAUACGGGAAGCAGGUAUAACAUAGGUCGCAUACCGAUCGCCAGCACAGAUUUUUCGACGAGAACUUACUCGUACGACGAUGUGGCGAACGACACUUCCUUGAAACAUUUUGCACUCGCUCAGGAAGACUACGAGUAUAAAAUACCAUACGCGAAAAUGGCCCUUGAAUUGAAUCCUAAGACGAUAUUCUUUGGUAGCGCGUGGUCGGCACCAGGAUGGAUGAAAACCGACGACUCCUUCGACCAUUUUGGUUACUUGAAGAAAGAGUACUAUCAGGUCUUUUCCGAUUACUUGGCGAAGUUUGUGAUCGAAUACGAGAAACAUGGCCUCGAGAUGUGGGCCCUCACGACGGGUAACGAACCAACGAUUGCCUUCCAAAUCAACACGACGCGCAUUGAUACCAUGGGAUGGAAACCUAAAGACUUGGCUAUGUGGGUUGCUAAUUUCAUGGGUCCGACUCUGGCAUCGACGAUGAACAAAGACCAGGUAGUCUUGGCCCUCGAUGACGACAGAGUUUUAUUGCCUUGGUUCGUCGAGCCAUUAUUUAAAAACGAAAACGCGUCCAAAUACACUAUAGGGACAGGUGUACAUUGGUACUUUGACAAAGAAGCGCCUAUAAAGGUAUUGGAUAAGACCCACAAGGAAUUCCCAGACAAAAUGUUACUUAUGACCGAAGCAUCUUUGGGUCCGCCAUCGUGGGAUAGUCCAAAUGUUCUGAAUUUAUCGUGGAGUUACGCGGAAAGAUACAUUAUCAACAUAAUACAGUAUAUAAAUCAUUGGUCGGUCGGAUGGGUGGACUGGAAUUUAGCUCUCGACAGACAGGGUGGACCGUACCAGAAUAUCCCCCUCGAUGCAACCAUUAUUGUAAAUACAACCAAAGAUGAAUUUUAUAAAAUGCCUAUGUAUUAUGCUAUCCAGCACGUGAGUAGAUUCGUUGAUCGAGGCUCUGUCAGGAUUUCCAUCACCGAUGACGACACUGUCAAAUCUACGGCCUUCGUGACACCUGCGCAGGAAGUUGUUGUUGUACUCUAUAACAAUCGCAGUUCUACAAAUUCCGUGACCCUUAAGGACGCUCAACAGGGUGCAUUGAACUUGAAAUUAUCUCCGUACUCGAUGAACACCGUGAUCUACAAAAAAUAAAUACUUUUUAUGUGAAAUGUUGAAAUGUAACAACGAUCGAAAUAAUAAAUAACAGUUUGAAAUUA